GAUCUAGUGCCUUCCUAUAAUACAACCCUUGCCAGUUCUUGUGAUUGGCUAACACAGGGACUUUACGCUGAUUUUACAGGAAUGUUCUAAGACAUUUUGUGGAAAUGAUCGUAAGAACCGCCUAUAAAAAGAUGAUUGGUUUUGAAAAGGGUGCCAAGUCACACACUAUGUGCAUAGGGUUGCAGAGUUGCUGAAAUUAUCUCGCCAGGAAAACAGUACCAUUGCAUGUGCAGAAUGAAUCAAUGGGAAGAGGUCCAGAAGCUCGACGUCAGGUUUCAGGAGCAAGUAGCCAGCCUGUACAGCAACUUUCCCAUGGAGGUGCGGGAAGAGCUAGCCACGUGGAUUGAGAGCCAGGACUGGGAUACGGCCUCAAACCAUGAGCCUAUGGCUGUGGUCCUGACCUCCAGCCUUCUGGCUGAGCUUGAAAAGCAGUGCUCUCACCAGCAGAGCUUUUGUCACAGGCACACGCUGAAGAGAAUCAACCAACAGCUGCAGGAAACAUACAAAGACAGCCCCUUAUUCAUGGCCAGUGUCAUAGCCAGCUUUCUGAGAGAGGAAAGACGGAUAAUCGCAAUGGCCAGUGAAAUGGAGCAGGGAUCCCAGGAAAUGUCUAUGCAGAAUUCUCUGGUACCUGAGAGACACAAGUACAUAGAUACCCAGGUGGCCAUCACCAGGUGCUCAGUACAGAGAUUGGAUCAGAAAAUGAAGGUUAUGGAGGACAUGCAAGAUGACUUUGAUUCCCGAUACAGAAAGGUCUUCUCUGGAGAUCCAGCCAAUGGAACUCCAGAGUUUCUGAAAGAGGAAGCCUUUAAGUUGCAAGAGGUAUUCAGUGAAGUAGACUGUAAACGGAAGGAGGUCCUUACUGAAAUCACAGUGGUUGUCAGAGACAUUGAUGUGCUGAUGAAUUCUGAGCUUGUGCUUGAGCUGAAUGAUUGGAAACGGCGUCAGCAGAUUGCCUGCAUCGGGGGACCAUCAGCAACUGAACUCGACCUGCUCCAGAACUGGUUCACACUAACAGCUCAGAGCCUGUUCCAGAUCAAACGACAACUGGACAAACUGCAGGAGCUGGUCAGGAAAGUCACCUAUGAGGGCAACCCUGUUGACCAGCAAAGAGCUCAACUAGAGGAAGUGGUCAAUCACCUUAUCUCUCUCCUCAUUAAAAGCUCAUUUGUGGUGGAACUGCAGCCCUGCUUGUCCAACUUGUCUGAGAAACCUCUUGUCAUAAAGACUACGACCCAGUUUUCCACCAAGGUCAGAUUGUUGGUUAAACUACCCGAGGUGGACUAUCAGCUAAGAGUCAAGAUAACAUUUGACAAGGACCCACCCCCUAACCGAGUGUGCCGACACUUCACCAUGUCAGGCAAUAAUACAAAAGUGAUGGAUGUUGAGUCAUCAAAUGGCUGUCUCUCUGCAGAGUUCAAACGCCUGGAGCUGAGAGAGCAGAAGUCUGUAAAUGGAGUGAAGGGGCAUGAGAGUUUUCUCACAGUAACAGAGGAGCUCCAUGCUAUCAGCUACCAGGCCCAGUUCUGCAUACGAGGCCUAACAGUUGACUUGGAGACACACUCACUUCCCCUGGUGGUCAUCUCCAAUCUCAGCCAAAUGGCCAACGGAAGGGCCUCAAUCAUGUGGUACAACAUGCUGACCGAAGAACCCAAGAAUCUGUUGUUCUUUACUAGCCCGUCAAGUUGCACCUGGGCUCAGCUGUCUGAGGUUCUCCACUGGCAGUUCUCCUCCUUUGUCGGGCUUGGGCUCAACAGGGAACAGCUGAGCAUGCUGGGAAAUAAACUUCUGGGUCCACAGGCCUCCUACAAUGACUGUCAAGUUUCUUGGGCUAUGUUCUGUAAGGAGAACCUUCCUGGGAGGUCUUUCACUUUUUGGAUGUGGCUGGACUCCAUCCUGGAAUUCAUCAAGAAAUACCUGCAGAAUCUCUGGAUGGAUGGGUGCAUCAUGGGAUUUGUGACUAAGGAGCGAGAGCGGAUUCUGCUGAAGGACAGGGAGGUGGGGACUUUUCUGCUGCGUUUCAGCGAGAGUCAUCUGGGAGGGAUCACCUUCACCUGGGUGGACCAGUGCAAUGACCGAAACGUAAAGCUCAGUUCGGUUGUCCCUUAUACAAAACAACGCCUCAGCACUCUGCCUUUCGCCAACAUCGUUCGCGAAUACAAGCUGAUCAACAAUGGUGUCCUGUCCGAAAACCCGCUGAAGUUUCUGUACCCACACAUCCCCAUGGAGGAGGCCUUUGGGAAACAUUGCAUUAAACAGCAGGUUGCAGCAUUUGAUUACCUCCAGUCUGAUUUUAUGCCCAUCUCCAUUGUUUCUGACUCCAGGCUUGCAGAUUCUCCACCCCUGGAGAUGCCUGUCCUGUCACCAUGGUCACCAGAUACCAUUUCCCAGUCCUUGGACCCUUCCAACUUCCUGCGUGACCUGUUGAGUGAGAAUGAGAUGAGUUUAUCAUUUUCAGAGUGAUAAGCAACGCGGGUCCUCCAGCAUGCAUCCUGGUGCAGUGACCUUCCAGAAAUGAUACACCUUCAUCUCUGUCUUCUGGUAUGACAGAGAGAAAAGGAACAUAAGCUCUCAUUUCUUUUUUUCUUUGAGAGUUAGAAUCAGGGGUUAAAUUUGGGGUGGACGCAGGUGGACGGUGUCCACCCACCUUAGUUUAAAGAAAAGUUUUGCGCCCCACCAAUUUUCAGCUCGCCAGUCGCUGCUAAGAAAGAUGGAUAAAGGAGGAAGAAAGAGAGGACAAAAGAGGAGAAUGACCGAUUAUUUUCGUGGGUAAAAAAAUUCUCAGCAUUACAACUUUCGGAACUUACAUUAGUCACAGGUGUCAAAUAAAAGGUGUUUUCCUGUUGACCCUUCACUGUAAAUACUGCAGAUAGCUAUUGCUUUUAAAACAUUCAUUUAACAUUCAUAAGAACAUCUUUACAACUAAAGGUAUCAAACGACAAUCUAUUGUAUCAGACAAAAUUUUCUAAUACCCUCGUUCCACAAAUACCCAAAUGUGUGGUUGGAAUGCGUGUUGAAAUAUGAGUUUAGAAUGUUUAGAAAGUCAAAUUGGCUAUGUUGACAUGUUAUGUUUUUUUUCUUUGUAUUUUCUUUUUUUUGGUUAAUAAUAUUUGUCCUGGAAAACUAAAUGUCAACAUGAACCUUUCAUUAAAGCGUGUGUUUACACUUCUGGAGA
Anguilla rostrata (American eel) is the source of this 3175-nucleotide messenger RNA. RefSeq names its product signal transducer and activator of transcription 4 (gene stat4). Gene Ontology annotation, biological process: cytokine-mediated signaling pathway; defense response; response to peptide hormone. The record is from RefSeq and is a predicted model, not a curated record. The transcript is spliced from 25 exons. The coding region runs from base 226 to 2463 and encodes 745 amino acids. Gene Ontology annotation, molecular function: DNA-binding transcription factor activity, RNA polymerase II-specific; RNA polymerase II cis-regulatory region sequence-specific DNA binding. NCBI's taxonomy places the organism in Eukaryota, Metazoa, Chordata, Actinopteri, Anguilliformes, Anguillidae.